AUGGGUUAAGUUUGUGUCAAAAAAGGGGUUGAAGUCAAACUUAUGAGUCAAUACCAUGAGGGACACUCAGUAGGAGAUUCAACCAUUCAAGGAAGAAACAUGACCUUGAUAGAAUAAAUGAGAUAAGGAAAUGCUAAUGGUAGGCAGCAAUAUUUGAUCAAACAAUCGAAAACGAAUUAGUCAGAGCUUAUUGGAAACACAGUGUUUUAGGAUAUAAAAGUUGAGGACUUUGAUGAUAUUCGGGAUAAUAAUACUUUGGCAGGUAACAUUUUUUCAUAUUAAUUAUCAUAUUUAUUAGAGGAUGAAAAUUUGUAAAAGAUACAGUAAUUUAAGAAGAAAAUUCGAAGAGUUAAAACUAAGAGGCUACAUAAUAACUCUGACUUUAAUAAUACUCUGUCUUAAACAUCAAACUAUUCAAAUGGAUAAAUGUCUAUGGAAGGAAAUUCAGCAACAAACAGUCCUGUAAAGAAAAUAAGGUUUUAGAAAUCGAGUUCAAUGCAAUCUCAUAAAGUUGCUAGAACUACAAAAUUGAGCAUGAAUAGAGAUGACUAAUCUGAAAUUUCAAAAACUGAAGUAGGUUCGAUUGCAAAUACUGUUACUUAACACGGUGCUUCGACCCAGAUAACAGAUGGAACAAUCUAAACAACAUUAAAAAACUCGACAAUUAACUCAAAUAUGUUUCAAAACCUGCACCACAAUUAGGAGUAACAUUAACUAUAACCUAUUGUUGAGGAAUCUUUUCAUAAAGAGACACGAAAUGACGUACUCAAAUAAGCCAAUACAUUAUUGGUACCACCAAACAUAGCAGGGCAUAAAAGGACUAAAUCACAUCAAGAGAUGGGAGGAUCUACAUCCAUCCCAAAGAAGAAAAUUAGAAAAGUAGUCAAGUAACUUAAAUCGUAAACUGGAUUAGACCAGCUAUCGACAGUUAAUAUUGAAAAAACUGAACCUAGUGAAGUUGCUUAAAGAGUCCCUUCCCGACGUGCGUCAGUGCGCAGGAAAUCUCAAAAAAUUGAAGAACAAGAAAAACAGGCGAAAUAAGAUGAAUCAGAACCUAUUAAGUACUGUAUUGGCGAGCUCAUAGGUAGUGGGGCUUAUGGAAAAGUUUACUAGGGAUUAGAUAUGGCUACAGGACAACUGCUUGCUAUAAAAUAAAUCAAAUUUUAAAUGAAAAAUGAUGCCAUAAAAAAAGAACUUAGGACGAUUAAGCAUGAGAUCUAGCUACUCUAGAGCUUAUAUCAUCCUAAUAUUGUUAAAUACUAUAGUACUGAGAUAAGUUAAGAUGGAAAUGGAGCAGAUAUAUUGCUGGAGCUAGUGCCAGGUGGAUCUAUCCGAUAAUUACUGGAUAAAUUUUUGGCUUUUGAUGAAAGACUUGUAAAGAUCUAUACCAGACAAAUGCUAGAGGGGCUAAACUAUCUUCACGAAAAUAACAUUAUUCAUAGAGAUUUGAAGUGUGCAAAUGUGCUAGUUGAUAAUAUGGGUGUAGUGAAACUGUCUGAUUUUGGAGCUAGUAAGAAGAUUAUAUAAAAUUUUAACUAGUAUGGAGAGAUCGUGGAUGAAAAACUGUCAAAAUCAGUUAUUGGAUCUCCAUACUGGAUGGCCCCUGAAAUUAUGUAGAAAAUAGGCCACGGUAAGCCAGCUGAUAUCUGGAGUCUUGGAUGUUGUGUUAUAGAAAUGCUUACAUCUAAACCUCCCUGGAUUGAGUAUGGUAAAGAUGCUAAAACAAUAAUGGAUUUAAUUAAAACACAUGGGAAGCCUCCAAAGUAUCCUGAUAACAUUUCUAAAGAAUGUAAGGGAUUCCUCGAUUACUGCUUUGAGCAAGAUCAGACCAAGAGACCAACUGCGUAAGAGCUUUUGUAUCACCCGUUUGUUCUAAUGAAAAAUCCUAAAGCCUUGCAAGAAAGCAUGGAAGCAGCAAAGCUUAUGUAAAAUAGGAUAUCUUAAUAAAGUAUGGGCUCUGCCUAUAUGAAAUCAUUUUAAUCCUAAGGUAUGCCUGGAAUCCCACCUCACCAAGGAAAUUUUAACAAAAGCAUCAAUAGUGUUAAUUCCUUCAACUUCAAUUCUCAGCUCAAUAUGGGCUAGUUCCUUUAAAAUCAUUAAUAAAUGAACAAUCAAUAAAGGAACUAUCUUGAUCCUCCUGGGAUUCCUUUUGGCAAUAACUUUGGAAGCAUUAAUAGUUUAAACAGUAUCAUGCUAGGAUUCGAUCAUCCUGGCAGUCUAAAUAUUUAGAGUAUUCUCUAAGGAAGCUAGCACAUGAAUAUGGGUUAGCUUCAAAAAUCUACUGGUAGUUAUACUAGUAAUGGUAGACUUUUGACAUUUGCAGAGAAGCUUAAGUUAGCACAUGAUAAAUAGCGUAAGGAAAGAUAAGAAGUUGCCAUUCAAAACUGGGUUAAAAUUCAAUCUGUUAAUUAGAGAAGAGGUAGUAGGACAGAUGAGAAAUCUCAAAGAUAACAAUAAUGA
Messenger RNA from Stylonychia lemnae, 2460 nucleotides. Lineage: Eukaryota; Ciliophora; Spirotrichea; Sporadotrichida; Oxytrichidae. The record is from the annotation of a GenBank genome assembly.